This is a messenger RNA of Dichomitus squalens LYAD-421 SS1, 1380 nucleotides long. Its product is annotated as family A1 protease. The record is from RefSeq and is a predicted model, not a curated record. The transcript has 10 exons. Gene Ontology annotation, biological process: proteolysis. Bases 139 to 1380 code for a protein of 413 amino acids. Lineage: Eukaryota; Fungi; Basidiomycota; Agaricomycetes; Polyporales; Polyporaceae. Gene Ontology annotation, molecular function: aspartic-type endopeptidase activity.
UGAACCUUCACGAGGGCUACCGCCGCUCUACGCUCACCCACGGCGUGAUCUCCGUGUUUUCCCCCAUUCUAGCCCCGCACAGGCCAUCCAGACGUAUCUCUGCCCUGCUCUGCCCCCUCGCACGCACACACAGGCACGAUGCUCGCCGGUCUCCGUCUCAUCUCCGCAGCGCUCUUACCCCUUGCCCUAACUGUUGACGCUGGGCUCAUACGACGUGAUGCAGUCCCUGUGACAAUCCCUUUUGCCAGACGAUUGAACUUUACCGGCACCGCAAAGCUCAUCGAGCUAGACCAGGCGCGUGCGAAGACGCUCAAGGCCCGCGCAAACAGUGGAUUCAAGCAAACCGCGGUCUUUGAUGCCCCGGCCACGAACCAGGCGGUCGAUUAUACCACUACUGUUGGUGUGGGUAACCCGCCGCAGAACUUCACCCUGCUCAUUGAUACUGGAAGUUCGAACACUUGGGUGGGAGCGCAACUCCUCACCAACCCAUUCCUCCCCACCACAUCGGGAUUUACCGGCAAUCUAGUAUCCGUCACCUACGGCUCCGGGUUCUUCAUCGGCCAGGAAUUCACAGAUACCGUUCACUUGGGAGGUCUCGCUAUCGAGAACCAGUCAUUCGGCGGAGCACUCGUCUCUGAGGGAUUCGAUGACGUCGACGGGAUCAUAGGCAUUGGACCAGCGGACCUGACUUGCGGCACUCUCAUCCCAGCGGUCGACGAUUGUAUCCCUACUGUGACCGAUAACGCGUUCAGUCAGGGUCUGAUCCCGGCGCACGAGAUUGGCAUCUCCUUUGAGCCCACAAGCAGCCUCGACAACACAAACGGCGAGCUCACCUUCGGCGGCGUCGACACGAACAAGUUCACCGGACCCCUCAACUUCGUGCCGAUCACCUCGACCUCUCCUGCAAACGAGUUCGUCGGCAUCGACCAGUCCAUCACCUUCGGCUCCACCGACGGGCCCACCGUCCUCGCGUCGACGGCCGGCGUCACCGACACCGGGACCACCCUCCUGCUGCUCGCGACUGACGCCUUCGACACCUACCAGAACCUCACCGGCUCGACUCUGGACGCGACCACGGGCCUCCUCCGCCUGACCCCAGACCAGGCAUCGAACCUGCAGAGCCUCUUCUUCCACAUCGGCGACACCACCCUCGAGUUCACGCCCAACGCCCAGAUCUGGCCGCGCGCGCUCAACUCCGCGAUCGGCGGGACGUCCGACUUCGUCUACCUCGUCGUGAACGACCUCGGGACCCUGAGCGGCGAGGGGCUGGACUUCAUCGACGGCAUGACAUUCCUCGAGCGGUUCUACUACGUCUUCGACAUCGCGAAUAGCCGUGUCGGAUUCGCAACUACGCCGUUCACAGACGCGACAACGAACUAG